Messenger RNA from Dermacentor andersoni, 466 nucleotides. The record is from RefSeq and is a predicted model, not a curated record. Lineage: Eukaryota; Metazoa; Arthropoda; Arachnida; Ixodida; Ixodidae.
UGCCGACCCGAUGACUGAAAAUAACACUGCUGGCACUUUCACCGAAAGUAACGCGGAGACGCUUCCCUCUGGUGCGAAAGACGCGGAGACGCAGACAGAUUUUAUGCAGAUCCCCGCGAAAACAAGCAGUUUCCGCAGCGUCGGGAAUGCAAAAGGAGUGCAGGCUAAACCACUGGGCACGAGCGUUGCUGUUCAGGUGAAUACAACUGUGAAGGAAAUGAAAUGCAAGGCACUUCAGGUGAAUGUUCAGAACAUACCUACGCCAAAGACAUCAACUCCAAUCAAGAGACGACGUACCACUUGUGUCAGGAAACCAGUCAAGCACCGGAGACGUACACCAGCAAAGGACAUCAGCUACAUUCCCUCGCCUGACGUGUCCCCAGUACUGCAAUACCCUGACAUGCAUGACACAACGUACGAGCCGGAAGAAUCAACUUGCACCCCAGAGGUGACAUUUGAUGAGUAA